AUGCGGCCGCUGACGGAGGCGGAGACGCGGGCGGUGUUCGAGAAGCUGGGGAGAUACAUCGGUGAGAACAUCCAGCUGCUGGUGGACCGGCCCGAUGGCACGUACUGCUUCCGCCUGCACCGAGACCGUGUCUACUACCUGAGUGAGAAGCUGCUGAAGGUGGCUGCGAGCAUCCCACGGGAGAGCCUGGUGUCACUGGGCACCUGCUUCGGGAAGUUCACCAAGUCACAGAAGUUCCGGCUCAGUGUCACAGCCCUGGACUUUCUGGCACCCUAUGCCAAGUACAAGGUGUGGGUAAAGCCUGGCUCGGAGCAGUCCUUCCUCUAUGGCAACCAUGUCCUGAAGUCAGGCCUGGGCCGCAUCACAGAGAACACAGCCCAGUACCAGGGUGUGGUGGUGUACUCCAUGGCUGAUGUUCCACUGGGUUUUGGAGUGGCUGCCAAGUCCACACAGGAGUGCCGGAAGGUGGACCCCAUGGCCAUUGUGGUGUUCCACCAGGCUGAUGUUGGAGAAUAUGUCCGGAAUGAGGACACACUGACCUAAGGGACCUCCAGGCUUCUGAAGACAGGAGUGUUCCUGGGCAGAAUGGACCUCAUUCAGCACCAUCAGUGCAGCAGCAUUACAGGGAACUACAGGGAGCCCACCUCAAACAGGGAGGAGAGGCUGGGAGCUGCCAGUAGGCACACCCAUGUUCCUGGGGGGGCUACUGCCAAUAGGAGGAGGCGCUAACCUUGUCCCCCACCACAUAA
Molecule: messenger RNA, 749 nt
Organism: Indicator indicator
Lineage: Eukaryota; Metazoa; Chordata; Aves; Piciformes; Indicatoridae
Gene: NIP7
Product: nucleolar pre-rRNA processing protein NIP7
Exons: 5
Coding region: 1-543 (180 amino acids)
Biological process (GO): ribosomal large subunit biogenesis; ribosome assembly
Cellular component (GO): preribosome, large subunit precursor; nucleolus; nucleus
Molecular function (GO): RNA binding
Source: RefSeq, a predicted model, not a curated record